AAGAACAAAUCUCAUUUUCUCUUUCUUUACUUAAUUUAUAACUUUAAAUAAAAUAUUCUUAAUUUGCAUGUAUUCCGCUCUCUCAUAAAACCCAUGAGUCAGUAGAGAGAGAAAGGGAAGAAUUUAGAGAGAGAAGGAGAAAGAGAAAAAUAGAGAGAGAGAACUGAGUAGGCUAGGUUUAGGGUUUUGAGGGUUUGGAGACCAGAGAACACAAUGGGCAGCGAAAGAUUGAACGGAACGGUCAAGUGGUUCAGUGAUCAGAAGGGUUAUGGCUUCAUUACCCCUUCUGAUGGCAGCGAGGACUUGUUCGUUCACCAAUCUGCCAUCCGAUCCGACGGUUUCCGAAGCCUCGCUGACGGAGAAACCGUAGAGUUUCAGAUCGAGACGGAAAAUAAUCGUACCAAGGCAGUCGAUGUCACUGGCCCUAACGAGGGACCUGUUCAGGGAACGCGCGGUGGUGGUGGUGGUUCUGGAGGCGGUGGAAGAGGAGGAUCUCGCGGUGGUUAUGGCGGAGGUGGUGGAUAUGGUGGAGGUGGAGGUUACGGUGGUGGUGGUGGUUAUGGUGGAGGUGGUAGAGGAGGCAGAGGCGGUGGUGAUGGAGGAUAUGGAGGCGGAAGUGGAGGAGGCGGUGGCGGUUGUUUUAAGUGUGGUGAAAGUGGUCACAUGGCGAGAGAUUGCUUCCAGGGUGGAUCAAGUGGCGGUGGCGGUGGAGGUAGGUACGGUGGUGGCGGCGGUGGUAGCGGAGGAGGUGGUGGAAACUGCUUCAACUGUGGUGGGACUGGACAUUUUGCAAGGGAGUGCCCUAACAACCCUCGUUGAGUGGAAAAUUUUCCUCCAAAAAGGAAGAAAAAUGCUUAUUGCUUAGCAUUUGGGAGCUUUUUUUUUGGUUAUUUAUUUUUAAAUUUUAAAUAUCCUGGUUUGGUUGACUCUUUUGUUGUUAGGGUUAGGGUGUUUGGAACAAUGGUUUUUCUCCUUUUUUUGUGUUUGGUUUUAAUAGGGGAGUUUAAUUUAUGAUCUAAUCUUUUCUUUGUGGGAAUUAUUGUUGGUAUUUUCUUUGUUAUUGUUUUGUUAUCCAAACUAGUAGUAAGUAAUGUAUGUCUUGGGUUUUCUUAUGGACAACACCGUAUAUGUUCACUGAGCUACCUACUUUACCCUUUUUUUGCUCUAUUUUCAAGUGUGUAUAUAUACACAUUAUUAAUAUAUGCCGGUGUUUAUUUAUAAGUCAA
Molecule: messenger RNA, 1226 nt
Organism: Cannabis sativa
Lineage: Eukaryota; Viridiplantae; Streptophyta; Magnoliopsida; Rosales; Cannabaceae
Product: glycine-rich protein 2-like
Exons: 1
Coding region: 214-819 (201 amino acids)
Molecular function (GO): nucleic acid binding; zinc ion binding
Source: RefSeq, a predicted model, not a curated record